AUUGUCUCCAUAUAGGGUAUCAUUUCAUAAUGAACAACGUAAAAUUGAGUUGGCAGGUUACAAAAUAACAUAUUGUUUCAACUGAUAAAACAACAAUUCUUUAAAAUCAUCUAAGCAUUUAUCCUCAGUAAAAAUUUCGUAGUUCAUACUUGUCCUUGAUACCCUAGUUGAGCGACUGACCCGUUCAAGGAUAAUACUCCCGGGUGUGGAUAAGCGCACAGAUCAUGAGCUUCUCUAAAAUUUAUGUUAUACUCCAUAUUUUCUUUAUAUUGUUAGUUUAGUGGAUUGACAUGUCUUUCUUUGGCCUUAGAGUUUAAACAAUUGUUAAAUUGUAAUUGUAGUGACAAGUAUCUUUCAUAUCACUAAAGUAGAUAUAUUACUCUGAUUACAGGGAGUGUAUGACUAAUUGAAGAAAAAAAGAGGGAGACAAAAAAAUAGCAAACACAAAAAAAAAUCAUCAUGGGCAAAGGAAAUCAAUUGGAAGUGCUUAACGCACUUGAUGUGGCGAAAACACAAUGGUAUCACUUCACAGCAAUUGUGAUUGCUGGUAUGGGCUUCUUCACAGACGCCUAUGACUUGUUUUGCAUCUCUCUGGUGACAAAACUUUUGGGUCGCUUAUACUAUACUGAAGUAGGAGCAAAGAAGCCAGGGGCAUUACCUAUUAAUGUAUCAGCUGCUGUAAGUGGAGUUGCCCUUUGUGGGACUCUAGCUGGCCAACUUUUUUUUGGUUGGCUCGGAGACAAGAUGGGUAGAAAAAAGGUGUAUGGUAUCACCUUGAUUCUGAUGGUUUUCACAUCCAUUGCCUCCGGUCUUUCCUUCGGAAAAAGUGCUAAAGGGGUGAUGACCACCCUUUGCUUCUUUCGCUUCUGGCUUGGAUUCGGUGUUGGAGGAGACUACCCAUUAUCCGCUACCAUCAUGUCUGAGUAUGCUAACAAGAAGACCCGUGGAAGCUUCAUCGCUGCUGUCUUUGCCAUGCAAGGCAUGGGUAUCUUAGCUGGUGGGAUAGUUUCCUUAAUAGUUUCAACCGCGUUUGAGAACAAAUUCAAGCCUCCCCCUUUCAAAGUCGACCCUGUGGCCUCCCUUCCACCGGAGUCAGACUACAUGUGGCGUAUUGUGUUGAUGUUUGGAGCCUUCCCUGCUGCUGCGACAUACUAUUGGCGUAUGCAGAUGCCUGAGACUGCUAGGUACACUGCCUUGGUUGCAAAGAAUGCCAAGCAGGCUGCUGCUGACAUGUCCAAGGUUCUGAAGGUUCACAUAGAUGUAGAAGAGGAGAAGAUUGAAAAAAUUGGAAAAAGUUCUAGCCAAUCAUUCGGGUUGUUCACUGCCCAAUUUGCUCGCCAAUAUGGCAUUCGCCUCAUAGGAACAACUAGUACCUGGUUUUUGCUUGACAUUGCAUUCUACAGUCAGAACCUUUUCCAGAAGGACCUUUUCACCUCUAUUGGAUGGAUUCCACCUGCAGCUGAUAUGAAUGCUAUAAGAGAGGUAUAUAUGAUAGCGAGAGCUCAAACUCUAAUUGCUCUUUGUGGAACCGUCCCUGGAUAUUGGUUCACCGUUGCUUUCAUAGACGUAAUUGGACGAUGGUGGAUCCAAAUGAUGGGAUUCUUUUUCAUGACUGUUUUCAUGCUUGCCAUUGCCUUCCCCUACCAACAUUGGCAGCAAAGGGAGAAUCGUAUUGGGUUCAUCAUCAUGUAUGGGCUCACCUUUUUCUUUGCCAACUUUGGUCCUAAUGCCACUACUUUUGUGGUGCCUGCUGAGGUCUUCCCAGCUAGGUUAAGGUCCACUUGCCAUGGUAUAUCUGCAGCAACUGGAAAAGCUGGGGCCAUCGUUGGAGCCUUUGGAUUUGUUUACGCAUCACAAGACCCGGAUCCGGCCAAGAGAGAUCACGGUUAUCCAGCUGGUAUUGGGAAGAGGAACUCCCUUUUUGUGCUCAGUGUCAUCAACUUCCUUGGUAUGGUUUGUACUUUAUUCGUACCUGAGUCCAUGGGUAAAUCUCUUGAAGAAUUAGCGGGAGAGGCUGAGGUUGAAGAAGUUGAGGAUGACUACAGAGGUUCCGCUUGAUUACUAGCUACUACAGUGGCUGAUGAGUAAAUUUGUGUUUACUCGUAACAAAAAUUAAAAUAUAUAUGCUACUAUAUAUUUCUGUUGUUUUCUUUGUA
Beta vulgaris subsp. vulgaris (sugar beet) is the source of this 2156-nucleotide messenger RNA. Its product is annotated as probable inorganic phosphate transporter 1-3. The transcript has a single exon. Lineage: Eukaryota; Viridiplantae; Streptophyta; Magnoliopsida; Caryophyllales; Amaranthaceae. Bases 460 to 2058 code for a protein of 532 amino acids. The record is from RefSeq and is a predicted model, not a curated record. Gene Ontology annotation, molecular function: phosphate transmembrane transporter activity. Gene Ontology annotation, biological process: phosphate ion transport; transmembrane transport. Gene Ontology annotation, cellular component: membrane.